Perca flavescens (yellow perch) is the source of this 4666-nucleotide messenger RNA. RefSeq names its product ddb1 and cul4 associated factor 5 (gene dcaf5). Gene Ontology annotation, molecular function: protein binding. The record is from RefSeq and is a predicted model, not a curated record. Gene Ontology annotation, biological process: negative regulation of fatty acid biosynthetic process. NCBI's taxonomy places the organism in Eukaryota, Metazoa, Chordata, Actinopteri, Perciformes, Percidae. The transcript has 9 exons. The coding region runs from base 395 to 2755 and encodes 786 amino acids. Gene Ontology annotation, cellular component: cytoplasm; Cul4-RING E3 ubiquitin ligase complex.
CCUAAACAUGUGACUGGUGGUGAAUUUAGUACACUUUAGACCUCUGGUAGAAACUACUUGGCACGGGUUUAAUGAAAGGUGAAACUUGAAAUAAGAGCCUGUUGUUGUAAAUGAAAGUGGAGUAACGUUAAGGUUAGGUCCUGUGCUGGUGAUGCUGAGUGACAGACAGGGGGGGAGAGAGAGAGAUCCUCCACCGGAGCAGGAAGCUGCUGCUGGGACUGCCGAGAAGACAGAGGAGGGACAAAACAACGUCGACACCAGCGGCCAGGCAUCGGGGCUCCACCAUAAUGUAGACCAAACGGAGCAAGAACAACCGUGAGCCACAUCAACCCAACUAUUAGCUAGAUGUCCACGGUGCAGUGGUGAAGAACAAAAGGCAGAGAGUAAUUUUUGCAUGGUGAUAAUGAAGGAGCUGAAGGGCUGCGGUAUGCGCUCCUCAGUGGGCUUUCUGUCCCGCAGAGAGCUGACUGGGCAGCCGCUCAUGAAGGAGGAAUUCCAGAGACGCAGGAUGGCCGGGUGCACCAGCCUCUACAAGAAGGAUAUGCUCGGACACUUCGGCUGUGUCAACGCCAUUGAGUUCUCCAACAACGGCGGAGAAUGGCUCGUAUCUGGAGGAGAUGACCGCCGGGUGCUCCUGUGGCACAUGGAACAAGCCAUCAGUGCUCGGUCCAAGCCUGUGAAACUGAAGGGCGAGCACCUGUCCAACAUCUUCUGCCUGGCCUUUGACAGCACCAACAAAAAGGUCUUCUCUGGUGGAAAUGACGAACAGGUGAUUCUUCACGACGUGGAGAGAAGGGAAACUCUGAAUGUGUUCCUGCAUAUCGACGCCGUGUACAGCUUGUCUGUCAGCCCGGUCAAUGACAACGUGUUUGCCAGCUCAUCUGAUGAUGGACGCGUUCUUAUCUGGGACACCCGUGAACCGCCAAGUGCAGAGCCAUUCUGCCUGGCCAGCUACCCCUCGGCCUUCCACAGUGUGAUGUUUAACCCUGUGGAGCCCAGGCUGAUCGCCACAGCCAACUCCAAGGAGGGAGUUGGAUUAUGGGACAUCCGCAAGCCGCGCAGCUCAUUGCUGCGUUAUGGAGGCAGCAUGUCCCUGCAGAGCGCCAUGAGCGUUCGCUUCAACAGCACGGGCACCCAGCUGCUGGCACUGCGCCGCCGCCUGCCGCCCGUCCUCUACGAGCUGCACUCCCGCCUGCCCAGCUUCCAGUUCGACAACCAGGGCUACUUCAACUCCUGCACCAUGAAAAGCUGCUGCUUCGCCGGGGACAAAGAUCAGUACAUCUUGUCUGGGUCCGACGACUUCAAUCUCUACAUGUGGAAAAUCCCAAAGGACCCAGAAGAAGGAGGAGCCAGUCGCGUGGUAAACGGGGCUUUCAUGGUCCUCAAGGGUCACCGCUCCAUAGUGAACCAGGUUCGCUUCAACCCUCACACCUACAUGAUCUGCUCUUCCGGCGUGGAGAAAGUCAUCAAGGUGUGGAGUCCCUACCAGCAGCCCGAGAGUCUCGGCGACCUGGAGGGCCGCGUGGAGGACAAGUCGCGCAGCCUCUACACCCACGAGGAGUACAUCAGCCUGGUGCUGAACAGCGGCAGCGGGCUGUCCCACGACUACGUCAGCCAGUCCAUCCAGGAGGACCCGCGCAUGAUGGCGUUCUUCGACUCGCUGGUGCGCCGAGAGAUCGAAGGCUGGAGCUCCGACUCCGACAGCGACCUGAGCGAGGAGGCCAUCAUGCAGCUCCACGCCCGGGGACGCCGCGCCACCCGGGCCACGCCCGCGCCUCCGGCCGCCGUCCCCGCAGCCGCUCCCCACAGCGACUCGGACAACUCGUCGUCGUCCUCCCUGGCCGGACCCGGCGCCUCCGGAGGGGAGGAGCGAGCCGCGGAGGAGCGGCCGAGGAGACGGAGCAGGCGCCAGCGGCAUCAGUCGGGCUUCCUCGUCAACGAGGACUCGGACUCCAGCGAGUUUUGGCUGGACCCCAUGCCCCGGCCGCGCUCCCCGAGCCCCAGGGACAACUCCACGCUGUCCAGCCCCCCGUCUUCUCCUUCGCUGCCCGCCGGAGCCUCCAGCUCCUCCACUUCCACGUCCAGCUCCAGCAGCGACGACGAGGAGCGGCGCAGCGCGGUGAGGCGGCGCAACGUCACGCGGCGCCGGCGCACGCACGUGGUCUCCAGAGCCGGGGACCGACCCGAGUCCGCGCAGACUCUGUUCUCGGCCGUCGACUCCUGCAGUUACCCAUCGAUAUCGAUCGAGGACCUGACGUCAUCGUCCGGCGAGGCGCAAAACUCCCUCCAAAUCAAGCCCGGCGGCGUCAAAGACGAGGACAAAUGUCUGAGCCCUUCGGACUUUGUCUGUCUGAGUCCAGUCAUGUCCUCCGAGAGCCAAGGGAGCGACAAGACGGAGCUGGAAAGACACCCGGCCGCGUCUCAGCGCUCGCCGGACGGCCGCAGGACUGAAGAGAGCGCCGCUCUGGACAACUCUGACAGCGGCGAGGCUUGCAGCGGCGAGGCGGCUUUAGACGGUAACUCCCCGAGCCGGCGGAGCCCCGGGGUGAACGGGCGACACCGGACCGUAGCGCCUCACGUGAGAGAGAACCUCCACGUCUCCUCAGAAUCCGAGGAAGAGCCCGGCGUCACACCCGAGGACACCCGGCCGCAGAGGGAGAAAGGCCCGGCACAGAGCGCUCUGAAGCGGACUCACGUGGGAUCGGAGGAGGGCGAGUCAGGCUCCUCUCCCUCAGAGAAGAAGCUAAAAACAUAACGACAACUCCGUCUCACCUCGGGAAAGAAAUCGUUUGUUAACCGACUUAAUUUAGGAAGUGGGUUUUCUAUGGAUUUCUACAACUCGGCUUUUUCAUUUUGCGUCUUGUAGUCGCGUGGCACGCCACGUGAACUCCUGCUGAUUACGAGCACAAGGCGUUAAGGAACUUUAAAAAAAGAAAAAGAAAGUGCUGUUAAUUUUUGUUGUUUACGAACAAAUGAAUUGGACAAUGUCAUCCUUUUUUUUUUGGUCAAACCAGGGAUGACAAUAAAAGAUGUAAAAUAUAAAACACGAGUUAAAUAUUGUUGAUAGCUAAUGGCGUUUUUGAAGUGAAGCGCAUUUCUUUUCCUGCGGCAUCAGUGUUUGUUUCUCAUGCUCUGGUUGGGGCUGGUUGAGGGCUCCACCCAGGAUUUGAGACCCCUCCAACCAUAGCAAAAGAAGAAUGUCUUAUGGAGGACAAAAGCUUUGCAGCAUUUUAGUUUUUUUUCUUCUUCAUUUCUACGGUUUCAUACUGAGCGUAAAUCUUAUUGGGCUUAUUUUCUUUUCUUUUUUUAAAGUGAUUCUUGGUUGAGACUGCUUCAGGGUGUCUGAAGAAUUGACUGUGUCUGUGUGAAAUCUUAAGGAGCAGCAGUUGUUUUGGCUGUGCAUUUGAAAAUGAUGCUUUCAGUGUCUCCAGCAAUUGUUUUUUUUUGUCCCAUUAUCCAGCCCCCUGGGUACCAUUACAAGCCAGCGCUCGCUUUUGUUUUCUUGCAAUUAAAGAAUAAUUUGUUCUCCAGUGAUAACACCACAGCUUCUUCCUAAGGCUUUGCUGAUUCACAACACAGUCUGAAAUAUUGACUUUGUCUGACACGCGUCUGUCUGAAAUGAGGGGGAAUUAGUUAUGUUGCUGUAUAUCUGAGUCCUUAAAACUACUUUUCGCCAACAGUUACCAUGGCAACACAGCUUCAGCUCUCCCUGUGAAAGAAACCUGUUCAGGUGGUUGUGACCUUCAGUAACCAACGCUGGCCAGAAUAGAAUAUUUGAUUGACUCGACUGAAAGCUAAUCUUUGUUUUCAUUAAGAGAAUAGUUAAAUCAGUUAUUACUAUAGCAGGCUGCCACUCUGAAUAAAACCCAUUCACUGAGAAUUAAAAUGAUGAUUCAGAUAUCACAAAAUAGUUCAUUUCCACCUCUGGAAAAAAAAAAAAAAAAAUACUUUUUGUUUGGAACAUUUAGUGCCAAAGUUCGGGGCCACUGUAAAAUAUGUAUUUAAAGCAGAUUACAAAACAAGCUCACCACAAUGUCCAUUUAGUAGAGGUUUCAUCUCCAUCUUUCUGAGCACUCUGAGGGCAUCUGUUCUAUAUUGGCUUAAAGGUUGAGAUUGAAAGUUCAUGCUUGACUUGGAAACUAGGGGUGGGAAAAAUAAUCGAGUCUUAGAUGCAUCGCGAUUCUCUCUAGAACGAUUCGAUGCUCGAUUCUGAUACGUUAAUAACCAAAAAGUUACUGUCUCCAGACAAGUAGAAAUCAGAAAACGGAGUGACUGAAAGAGGAUGGGAUAAUGGACAACAACUUAGAGUUUAGGCAAGAGUGCAGAAAAAAACACACAAAAAUGGCCACAUUUUGUAAUAAGACAUACAUAAAAUAAUUAGGCAAAGCACACAUAGGCUGUUCAUCUACUUUAUCCCAUUACAUCUGACCAUAUCAUGUUUCAUGUUCUAAGAAGCCACUGAUCCACCUUUAAACCUUAAAAAAAGCCUCUGACAUGUUACUGUUACAUUACUGGGGGAGAAGGGGACGUUCACAAGCAGGUUUAAGGCUUAAGCAUGGAAUGACUACAAAAGAAAAACCUCAGUAGACAGAAUAUUUCAUUAAAACUUGUGCGUGACAAGUUUUAAUGAAAUAUUAUAUAUGUCCAAUAUAUGUCCAAAUCUAAG